AUGGCUGCCACUGGGCAACCUCUGGAGCCCGAUACAUUUGAUUCGGACUCGGCAAUCUCGGAGCUUCGGAAUGGCAGUACCGACUCGCCUACCCCGAGUAUGUUGACGGUGCUGGAGGAGAAUGGCAGGACAUAUCACGCAAUGAGUUCCGGGAGUGAGCAGUGCCUUACGAGCCACCUCCUCAAUGCUGUGUCCUUGACUGACGAUAUCAAAAAAGAAUACCCGUUCCCCAACGAUAUUGUUGAGCAGGAACGCCUAGAUUUCCAGCAUCUCAUGUGGAGUGUGACGCUGGACGACAAGCUCUGCCUAUGUCCCAAGGGCUCACAAAAGGCAAAGCGCGUGCUGGACGCCGGUACGGGCACCGGGAUCUGGGCGAUGGAUUAUGCGGACGCACAUCCGGAAGCCAAGGUCAUUGGUGUAGAUCUGAGCAACAUCCAGCCGAAAUGGUAG
Colletotrichum fioriniae is the source of this 450-nucleotide messenger RNA. RefSeq lists its product as uncharacterized. The record is from RefSeq and is a predicted model, not a curated record. NCBI's taxonomy places the organism in Eukaryota, Fungi, Ascomycota, Sordariomycetes, Glomerellales, Glomerellaceae.